AUGCAUGGAGACGGAAGGGAUUAUCCUACACUUUGCGCUUAUAGUUGCGUUAUCCCUUACGAUCAAUAUGCAUACUUUGCCAAAGAAUUAAGUGCGCAAAGAAUAAAUCAGUCUGAUAAUGGUGAUAAUAGCGAUGAAACAGAGUUUGAUAAUCAAACAAUAUUCGAUUAUCCUCUUUCAAAACUGUAUGGCAAUGAACUUUUUAUGGGUUCAAAUUUGUUUGGUGUUCAAAAAUCGGAUACGCUUUACAAGAAUCAUUCAAAAAUCACCCACGUAGGUUCAAUCGUACUGUGGUAUUCGUUUAAUGUGGAUACACGAAAAAGGAAGGAACUUCUAAGGAAAGUCACCGUACAGUUAUUUGAAUUAAGUAAAAUUGAUGAUACGACGACGUUUAUUAAAUUCAAUAUUUUUGGUGACGAGAUUGCGAAUAGUGAGAUGAUUCGAGGAGCAUAUGAGGCCACAAAAUUAAUGAUAAUUGGCUUUUUUUUAUUGCUUGGUUUUGUUUUCUUCGUCGUAUGGCACAAACUUCGUGCUAAGAAAGUACCAGUUGUUGUCCUUGCUGCUGUUUUAUCACCAUUCCUAGCUGCCACCGUAUCUUUUGCUAUUAUUGCAUGGAUUCAGUUUCCGUUUUAUUCCAUCAUGUGUGUCACACCAUUCCUUAUAUUAGGAAUAGGGGUGGACGAUGCUUUUAUAAUGUUACAAUCGUGGUGUCUCUACAACACUGUUCCGUCGAAAAAAGAUCGGCUUACUCGAGUUUUCAUCGAAAUUGGUCCAUCAAUAAGUAUAACAUCGAUAACUAAUAUGGUUGCAUUCGGAAUUGGAUAUUUGACUCCGACACCUCAGAUGAGUUUAUUCUGCUUGAGUACAUCAAUAGCUUGCUUUGUUGAUUAUAUUUUAACUUUUACCUUAUUCGCACCAGUUUUGUAUAUAAAUUCUGGUGACGAGCAAUGCUAUAUUCCUGCAAAAAAGUCCAUCGAUCAGAUGAAUGAUGAUUUUAUUCAUUGGUAUAGUAAAUUUAUUUGCUCAUGGAAAGGAAAAAUUUUAGCGCUAUUAUUUUUAAUAUUACUUUAUUCAUUAUCCAUAUUUGGUGUAAUGACGAUGAAGUCGACCUUUGAACCAGCAAAAGCAUUUCCAUCCGAUUCACCGCUCGCAAGUUCCUUAAAUGGAGUCAAGUUAGCAUUUAGUGAAUUCAGCCCUUUACAAAUAAUUGUGAAUAAAGCGCCUAACAUAUCGGAUCAACAAGAAUAUAGUGCUUUCUAUGAAAUGGUAACAUCGCUAGAAUCCGUGCCAAACAGUUACGGUCGUCAAUGGACUCUUCUUUUUCUAAAAGCAUAUGAAAUGUUCGAUCAAAAAAUAUUCUCAUUUUUGCAUGCCUUUGGAUUUUCAGGACAAAAUCAUUACAUCCCUUCAUAUGAUAAUCUUGGAUACUUUUUAAGACAAAUCCGAAAUCCACCAAUGAUCAAAACCAAACAAAAUGAAAACGGCAUCGAAGUUCUCUCGUCGUUUAUAAUGACCAUAGUUGCACAUAACCUUACUGAAUGGGCGAAUCGAGCGAUUUAUGUUGAUCAAUGCCGCUCAAUUGUUAACAAUUAUCCGCAAUUCAACUCAAGUAUACGCGAUGGCGAUGCAGCUAUUCUGGAUUUGAUUUUAACAGUUAAGAUGGAUCUAGUUGGAUCAAUUGCAGUGACCGUAUUUUGUAUGGCUAUUGUUUGCAUAUUUUUCAUCGUUGACAAGAUUGGAGUCUUUGUCGUAACAUUGAUUAUUUCAUCUAUUUGUUUCACAUUGGUUGGAUCGUUAUCAUGGUGGGGAGCUGAUAUGGAUCCUGUUACUAUGGUCGAUGUACUGAUUGCGACAGGAUUUAGCGUCGACUAUACAGCGCACAUCGCUUUCAAGUUCUAUAAAGUUGAAGGUUCGAAUCAUCAACGUAUUAAACAAGCUCUACAAGAAAUGAGCGGGCCAAUGCUACAGGCGGGUAUAUCCACAGUUCUAUGUAUGCUUCCACUGAUAUUCGUCCCAACCUAUGCCAUCCUUGCAUUUGCAAAAACUGUAUUCCUGGUUGUUGCUCUUGGUCUCAUUCACGGAAUAUUUAUAUUACCGGUGCUUUUAACCACAUUAUCUUAUCGGCGCCAGCUAUGA
Molecule: messenger RNA, 2136 nt
Organism: Dracunculus medinensis (Guinea worm)
Lineage: Eukaryota; Metazoa; Nematoda; Chromadorea; Rhabditida; Dracunculidae
Source: the annotation of a GenBank genome assembly